Messenger RNA from Vanessa atalanta (red admiral), 5582 nucleotides. It is a transcript of the gene GCC185, whose product is annotated as GRIP and coiled-coil domain-containing protein 2. Bases 143 to 4462 code for a protein of 1439 amino acids. The transcript has 15 exons. Lineage: Eukaryota; Metazoa; Arthropoda; Insecta; Lepidoptera; Nymphalidae. The record is from RefSeq and is a predicted model, not a curated record.
GCAUUUUAAGAAUUUGCAAUUUAAUCAUCAAAAUAAUGUCUAUUUACUGUUAAAAAUAAUAUUAUAUAUCCUUUAAGUUCAAAGAGAAGUUAACUGUUUUACGUUAAGUGUUCAAAAUGCAAUAAAUAUUUUUUUAUUUAUUAUGGAUAAUUCUGAAGUGAAGAAUCAAAGUAGUGGUGCCAAGAAAAGUCCAUUUGAUGAUCUCAGCAGAGACGAACUAAUAGCAAAAUGUAAGGGCCUGCUUGUCAUAGCGCAAAAAGCAAAACAUGCUAAAGCAGAAUUACAAAAUGAAAUUGUUCAAUAUAAAACUCAGCUUGAAAAUAGUGAAAAAGAGAGAAAAACUAAAGAAGAUAAUCUACAAACAUUGCAAGAACUUGUUGAUUCCUUGACGGAACAAAAAUUGACAUUUAUUACUGAUAUUGAUGCAGCACAGAGUAAAUUAAGAGGUCUGACCGCCAAAUGUGAUCAAUAUGAGGAGGAAUUAAACAAACAAAAAGAUGAUUUAAUUUUUAAAGAACAAAACCUCGCUGUUGCUUCACAAAAACUGUCAGAUCUCGAUAGUGAGGUCAUUUCACUUAAAAGGCAAAAUAAAAGACUCUUGGAUGAAAAUGAACAACUUAUUACCCAGCUCACAGAAUUAGAAGCAAGAACUGAAGAAUUCAAUCAAAUUGGCCUUCAGCAAAGGGAUCAACUACAAAUUUUAGAGGAUAAAGUUCAACAAGAUGAUACUUAUCAAACAAAAAUUGAAGAACUGAAUCACAAAAUUCAACAACUGGAAAAAAAAUUAAAAGAACCUACUCUAGUAACGAAUGAGAAAGAGAUUCAAGACCUAGAAACCAAAAUAGGUGAAUUAACAAAUUUAUAUGAAGCUGAGAAGACUAAAAAAGAAAAAGCAAACAUUAAAUUAAGGAGUUAUAAAGAUAAAAUUCUUAAAUGUGCUAAUUGUAUCAAUCAAUUAAAGAAUUCCAGAUUUAUUUUAACAAAAACUGUAAAAGAAUAUUCAGAAAAUAUACCCAAGUGGCAAAAUGAAAUCAUUAAAGCCUCUAAAGUGCUUGAAAAUCAAAUGACUGAGUUGAAUAAUGAAAAUGUUAUUUUGAAAGAUAAACUUCAACAUAAAGAAAGAGAAUUAGAGGAUGUAUCUGCAUCUCACAGUAUUCUGACUGACCAAACAAAUCAAUUAAAAGUUGAAAUAAAUACAUUACAAAUGAAGUUAUUAGAUAUUGAACAACAAUUAUCACAAUCAAAUAAUUCUAAUGUUGAAUUGAAAGUUAUGAUUGAUGACUUAAAGUCUAAAGAUGUGGGUGAAAAAUUAAAUCAACAAAUGGAUGAAAAUAAUUUAUUGAAAGAAGAACUAAACAACUUAAAUUUACAAAUAAACUCUGUUACCAAUGAAUCAAAACAACUCGAACUUAAUAUAGAAAAAUUAACGAAAGAAAAUUCAAAAUUAAAUGAACUAUUACAAAUGAAUAAAAAUUUUGAAGAAGCCCAGCAAAAAACUGCUCUACAAUUGAAAGCUUUAGAAUCUGAAAAAGACAUUUUAGUUAAAGAAAAACAAAAUGCAAAAGAUACUGUUAUAGAUUUAGGACACCAAAAAAAAAUUUUAAAGGAUCAAAUCACUAAAAUGAAAAACGAAAUUCAGGAUUUAAAAAGACUUACAGAAAGUCAGACAACUGAAAUUAAAAAAAUUAAUGACACAUAUAAACUAGAAAAAGAUCCUAUCGUAAAUCAGCUCAAAAAUGAAACAAUUGCUUCAAAGGAUAAGUUUGACAAUUUAAAGAAAGAAUAUGAUAAUUUACUUGAUUUGAAUGGGCUAUUACAAGAAGAAGUUGAAACAUUAAAACUCUCUCUUGAACAACCAAAAGAUGAUGCAGAAAAUUUAUCAGACUUAAAUGUAUCAUUACAAGCAGAUAUUGUUAAGUUAGAGACAAAACUUUCUGCAUACAAACAAGAAAAUGCUUCACUUUUGCUCGAAGUUAAAGAAACACGUAGUAAAGUAAAAGAGUUUGAUAAUCUUGUAGCAGAAUAUGAAGAUGCAAAGUCUAAAUUAGUUGGUUACAAAACAGAAAAUGCAGAAUUGCUCCACGAAAUGAAAGAAAUAAAUCAAGUUCUCAAAGAGAGAGGAGAAGCUAUAUCAAAACUUCAAAAAGCAGUAUCAGAAAUGGAGAGGCUUAUAGAAACUUUAGAGGAAGAUAAAGAUAGUAUCAAGGAAGAAAGAGACAGUUUACUGAAAAAAAUUGAAAAAUUGGAGGGUGAUUUGAAAAAUGCAAAAGAAAAUAGUUCCAAGAAUAAUGAGGCUACAGAGACAAUAUUAAGUGAAAUGAAAGAUAAUGCAUUAAAAUCUGUAGCGGAAAAAGAUGCUAUUAUUUUAGCAUUAAAAGAAGAUUUAGAGAAAUUAAAGCAACAAGCUUCCAGUUCUGUCGAACUACCAAAUGAAGAUAUGUCUACAUCAACUAUUUCAAGAGCAGAAGAUCAUACGCGUAUGAGAGAAUUAGAUGACUCAUUCGAAGAUAAGUACACGAAGUUGAGAAUGUUUGCUUUAAAACUUAAAAAGAAACUGAAUGAAACAACAUCACAAUUACACUCAUCUGAACAGGAGAAAUCGAAAUUGAAAAAGUUAAUAUCCGAUAAUAAUUUAGAUAGUGAACAAUAUCAGAAGGACGAAGAUGUAGUAGAUGGUCCUAAAAUUAGCGAAGUUGAGUCGCAAAAAUCUAAUAAUAUUGCCUUGGAAACUAAAGUGAAGAAUUUAACUGCAGAUUUAGAGGCAUCUGGCAAAAUAAUUGUAAAACUGAAGGAAUUAGAAGCUGAAUUAUUGAUGAAGAAUCAACAAUUAUCUUCUGAAACUGAGGCUCACAAAAUUACAAAAGGUCAGCUAGAAAAAGCUAUAAAAGAUGUGAAGAAGAAGAAUGUCCUAAGUCUCGAGAUGGAGGACUAUGAAAGAUCGAUGAAAGAACUUACUACUAAAAUGGAGGAAAAUAAGAAAAAAAUAAUACAAAUGGAAUCGACGAUUGAUAUGCAGGAAGGAACAAUAACAGCAAUGAAAACUCAGAUAAAAUUACUAGAAGAACAGAUAAAAUCAGAAGAAACGCAAAGUAGGCUUCUGAAGGAAGAGUUACAACAAGCAAUUGAAGACAGUAAAGAAAAAGAUAAUGUAGUGAACCAAAAGAAAGACAUCAUAACAAAACUAAUGCAAGAUCUAGAGGAUGAAAAGAGAAAAAAUGAGGAAGCAGACUUAGAAAUGACAGCUUUAUUAAGCGAAAAAGAAAAAAUAAUUAUGAACUUUGGCGACGAAAAGGCAGAGAUGAAUAAUAAAAUGAAAAAAUUAGAAUUAAAAUGUGCAGAACUUAAUGAAAAGUUAAGGAUAACAAACAUAGAACUAGCAGAUUUGAAAACGGAAUAUACUAGUUAUAAGGUGAGGGCUCAAGCAGUUUUACGACAAAAUCAAACAGUCGACAAAAGUCAAGAGGAGCAAUUAAAAGAAGAUGCCGCUGCUCUGAAAAUUCAAGUCGAAACGCUAACUCAGAGGCUCACGUUAAUGGAGGAACAACUGUCGGAAGUGACAACGGAGGCGGAGAGCAGCCGCAAGCGGCUGGCGGAGGCGAGUGCGGAGACGGCGCGCGCGCAGCAGCGCACGGCGCGCCUGCAGGCCGACCUCGCGCGCCUCUCGCACCAACUAGAUGCGGAGAGGUCGCAGCACAAGAUUCAGAUUUCUACAUUAACGCAAUGUUACAAGUCACAAAUUAGUGAGCUUGAAGCAAAAUUGCAAAGGGAGACCGAUAAUUUAAAGAAACAGCUUACGCAUUUACAAGAUGUCAUGAAGGCCGGGAAAGCUGAUGAAGAAAAUAAUCGUGCUAAAUACUUGAUCCCCGUGAUCCCUAAAGAGGAAGGAAGUGACAGCGAACUUGACAUCAACGUAUCUCUCAUACCUAGAGAGGAAGGAGAGGGCUCUGAAGCUGCGCCAUCUCCUCCGUUGUCGAAGUCAUUCCUUACAAGUGGAAACAGAAGGUCACCCGUGCCUUUAGAGAGACUUCUAGAGGAAGGCGUGCCUGACAAUGACACCCUCGAUACCUCAUCUCUCUCUCUCACUUCUGAACAAGAAAUAACAGAGCUAAGGAGGAAAGUUCAAGCGCAACAGCAAAGAGUGAAGCACGUGACGGUGCUGCUGUCGGAGUCGGAGCGCGAGUGCGCGCGCCUGGGCCAGCUCAGCGAGCUGCUGAAGGGCGAGCUGCGCCGCGUGCGCGCGUCCGCCGGCAACGCGCACAACACCGAGUACGUGAAGAACGUUACGCUCAAGUUUCUGACGCUGCCACCGGGAGAUGAACGCAGUCGAUUAGUACCAGUUCUGCAAAAGAUUCUAACUCUGUCUUCAGACGAGACGCAUAAAGUACAAGCAAUCGCUAAAGGUCAUGAUCCGAAUCCGGGUAAGGGAUGGGGCAGUUACCUGCCAUGGCCAGGAGGAAAAUAAAAUAUUUUUCUGAAAAUUCAAGUUUUAAGAAAUGUCUGUGAUUAAAACUAUAUAAUGAUAACAUUUUGAUAUCAGUCCUUUGUGACAUUACAAUGAAACGUUGUUAAUAAACCAACAGUUCAGCAUGUAUUCAUAUUGAAACCAUUUAUAAAAUACUUAAUAAGUUAGUAAAAAGGGAUCUUCAUUUACUUAAAACAUUUAUACCCUUAUCUUUUGUUAAAAUAUUAAUAUAGAUUAUAUAAAAUAUGCAAAUUUAAUUAUUUUUCAACAAGUAAUAGGUUAAACUUUUUAUAGAUAAAUGCGAUUUUGAUUUUUUUUAAGUAUGAAAUUCAUUACAUUGAAAUUAAAAUUGUAUAUACGUGUAUUGAUGUUAUUUCACUACAGUAUUACAUUUAUAACAUUCCAUCGCAUUUAUUUAUAAAUAAUUUUAUAUUAUUGUUUUGUUAGUUAAAAUAUUUUUUAUUAAGAUAUUCAAAUAUUAAGCUUGCAUAUAAAACAUUUUCGAAAUAAGCUUUUAUUUAUUGUCAUCUACACCAAAAGUGUAAGCAAAAUAUCAGAUCAAUUAACAGUAUUUGACCCAAAUAUACUAACAGGUUAAUAAAAUCUUGUAAAAAUAUCUUGAACUCAUAACUGUAGUUAUACAAUAAAUGCUCUUUGUAAGCAUAGAAGGAAAAUGACAUCAAACAUCGCGUCACAGUUUUAAUGUUUUAUAUGACCGAAAAACAAAAAACAAAUAAAACGGAUUUCUACUACGUCACAGUAACCAGUGUGCCUACAGAACAGCAAAUAGUCGUAAAGGUAUGGCAAUUGUUAGGAGAUUAUUGUAUGAUAAAUUAUAACUUCAUUUAACUCAUAUAGAUGUGUCGAAAUUAUUAGAUGAGUUAUUGUACUUACUAUUAAUAAUGAAAUAUGUUUGGACGUAGAAGUAUAAUUGUAGCCUACAUAACGCCGACCGCCGCGGUGCACGUUCUAUAAAUAUUAUGACGGUUUUUCAAUGAUUUUACGAUAAAUAUAAUUGAUUAUUUCAAUCAAUCAAAAAAUACAGAGCGAUUCAAAUUUGAUUCAAUUUCUUAAAGAUUAUAAUUAUUUUUAGAAUAAUAAAAUAUGAUAAUUAUUUUAU